GCGCGGUGCGGGGCCCGCCGCCGCUCUAGUGUCGCCGCCGCCGUCGCUGCCGUUGCCGCCUCCCUACCGGCAAGUGUGGGAAGGAGGAGCUGAGGGCCGCCGCCGCCGCUGCCGCCAUGGGGAGGAAGUCAAGCAAAGCGAAGGAGAAGAAGCAGAAGCGGUUGGAGGAACGAGCAGCCAUGGAUGCUGUCUGUGCCAAAGUGGACGCCGCCAACAGGCUUGGAGACCCUCUAGAGGCUUUCCCAGUGUUCAAGAAAUACGAUCGAAAUGGGUUAAACGUCUCCAUCGAGUGUAAGCGAGUGUCUGGACUGGAGCCGGCCACCGUGGCCUGGGCCUUCGACCUGACCAAGACCAACAUGCAGACCAUGUAUGAGCAGAGCGAGUGGGGCUGGAAGGACCGGGAGAAACGCGAGGAAAUGACGGAUGACCGAGCCUGGUACCUCAUUGCUUGGGAAAGCAGUUCGGUCCCUGUUGCCUUUUCUCACUUCCGGUUUGACGUGGAGUGCGGGGAUGAAGUCCUGUACUGCUACGAAGUGCAGUUGGAAAGCAAGGUGCGGCGGAAAGGCCUGGGAAAGUUCCUCAUCCAGAUCCUGCAGCUCAUGGCCAACAGCACACAGAUGAAGAAAGUGAUGUUAACUGUAUUUAAGCACAAUCAUGGCGCCUACCAGUUCUUCCGAGAAGCGCUGCAAUUCGAGAUCGAUGACUCUUCCCCCAGCAUGUCUGGUUGCUGUGGAGAGGACUGCUCCUACGAGAUCCUGAGCCGGAGGACCAAGUUUGGGGACAGCCAGCACUCCCAUGCGGGCGGGCACUGUGGCGGCUGCUGCCACUGAGCUCCCAAGCUAGAAUGCUCUCUCCAAGGCCUGUCCUCUCCCUGGGCUCACGUUACUGGCCAGGUGCCCUCAGAGCUGUGGCCUCCUCAGCCCUGCGCGUGCCCGGCUGCAGCCUGAGCGCACAGAACCCUGGAGUGGAGCGGCCCGAGCCGCCCGUCCUCCACCCUCCUGGAAGGACAGUGUGCGCUGAAGGGGCAGAGAGGAGACGUGCUGAGGGAGGGGCUGGCGGAGGCCGGGCACGACGCGGACCCUCGCACAGCGGCUGCCUUCUCGCUCGGCCCUUGUGCCCUCGAGCACGAGGUGCCCCAGCUGCUCUGCAGGUGGAUUCCUGGCGCAGACCCUCCCCUCCCCCUGCCACACACACACUUGGACAAAUGGGCUGUUUUAUACCUAUCUUUAGAAACGUCCUGGAGCCCCGCGUCAGGGUCUGGCUGGUCCCCAACGAGGACUGGACCAGGGGCAGGCUCUGGACGUAGAGCCCGGCUUCGGAGGGAGUCCGGUUUGUAGCCGAGUGCUCUGAUGGAGAUCGCGGGAAGGUCUCCUGUGCCACAACACUGGGAGGCCAGGGAGCUCUUUGUAGCUGUGCUUCUGUGGACCGACACUUAGUGUGGAGGCAUCCCAGGGGACCGGCCCUGUAGGAGGAAGGUUCCAUCCAUCUCUGCCUGGUCGUCGAUGGGAGGACCAGGAACAAGGUGUGGCUGGGGGUGGGGGGGUUCCCCCCGAGGAAGAGAGUUGCUUCUCUGGGCUUCCGGACUUUGCUGCAUUCUAGCCGAACCUCUUGAUCUGGCAGUGACUUGAGCUGUCCCGUCACAGAAACAAGCCAGAGGUCCUGCCAGUUCCUCUCUGUCGCCCCCCUACCACUUGUCCUCCCCCGACUCACCUCACCCAGUACCUCUGUUCUUACUCUCAAGGGGAAGAAUUCCAUUAGGGAGCCCUUCAUCUUUCCCCAGAAGGACCCCUAGGGUUCCCAGCCUCUUCAGUGCUGUUGCCUCUCAUAUCUUGGUGCUGAUCGCUCUCUGAGGGGGGCACAGCCCUCCCUUUGCAGAGAGCCCCCAGCCAGCAGCAGGCCCCACUGCCUGCACUCCCCAGCCUUGCCCCUCGCUGCCUCAGUGAGGCCUGGUGCCACCGCCCUGGCUGGCAGCCCCCUGGCUGCGGCAGGAAUGCCUCUCGGUGGCCAGACCGCUGCUCUCCUCUCUCCAGUGUCCCCCUGUGGCCGCGGACUGGAGCAGGGCAAGAAGGCCUUCCUCUUAGCUCCCGGGAUGGGGAGACGGUGGGGGGGGUCAGAGCUUACACUUGCCCUGGUCUCGGGGCCUUGUGUCCCUUCCAGGGAAGAAAACGACCAAAUCCUUAUCCAGGAGAAAGUACCUGCCGCCUCCCUUUGGACAUCCUUGAGCCCUGCUUUAGGGAGUGUCUUAAAGGUUCUAGCCUUUGUGGAGUUGCGCUCUUGGAGGUCUGUCUGUUCCGACUUCAGAGUCUGCCCAGACCCCACACUCUGCCCUGACUCAGGUGGUCUCUGCUGGCGGGUCUCCCCAGAGCUGAUCUUCCCGACCUUCCUGCUCAUGCAGGGGCCUGUGCGCCCAGCCUCCCCCGCCCAGCCCGGCCUUCCGCAGAGUGCUGUGCCUGUGCCAUGCUGUUGACCCCGCAGGCAGCAUGCGACAGGGCACUCCCUCAGAGAAGGCCUUGCAGCUUUCCACUGGAGUAAGCCCGUCUCUGCCCCUGCCUUCCGCCUCCCAGGGGAUUCUGUGGGGGGAGGGGUGGGGGGCAUUUUAAAUUGCCGGGAGGGCAUUGGUGGGCUCCUUCCAAGAAUCAUGGAAUGACAGAAGCAUGUUUAGGAAUUUUUUUUUUCCUUUGAUCCCUGUCUGUUGACACAGAACAGAUAAAUAUUUAUUGUCUUAGAUCAUGGAUUUCUGAUACCUCCCACUCAAGGGGAUCAAAAGGAACCCCACUGUAAAUUCCUCAUAAGGUGAGUUCAGUGUAUGUUGUUUUCUCUGCGCUCGUCGGAUACCUGCCCACAAGCCCACCGGCAGAUGGAGGGCUCAGUGCCUCACCUGCUCCUGCAGCCUCUGCCGCCCCUUUCUGGGCGGCUCGGGGGCCCUCGUGGGGGCAGGAGACCAGCAGCUCCCUGUGUUUUGGUGUUGGGCCCGUUCACGUCUCAGACAUCCAUCUUUCUUCACUUCCCCAGGUCUUGGUUUUGAGAAACAGAGCAGGCCUUUUGUUCCCUGGCUGUUUUGUGUGUUUUGUUUGGGGCAUGUUAAAAUAUUUUUUAAGAUUUUUUUUUUUUUUUUUUUAGUUGUAUUGACUCUAUUUCAGGCUAUUUUUGUUGAUGUCAAAUGUGUGUAUGACAUGUAUAUGGUUCUUUUUAACCCUUUCUGGGUUGGUUUGUUUGUUUGUUUUUUAGAGGAAAUUGAAGAUAAACUCCUUGAUAUAUAUUUUUUUUUCUUUAGCAACUUCUUAUCACUGGAAUCAAAGGGAAAAGUGAUCUCUUUUUGCAUUGGUUGUAUUUGUAUGUCACAAAUAAAAGACACUUUGUUCAGCUGC
Neogale vison (American mink) is the source of this 3368-nucleotide messenger RNA. RefSeq names its product N-alpha-acetyltransferase 40, NatD catalytic subunit (gene NAA40). The coding region runs from base 117 to 830 and encodes 237 amino acids. Gene Ontology annotation, cellular component: nucleus. The record is from RefSeq and is a predicted model, not a curated record. Gene Ontology annotation, molecular function: protein N-terminal-serine acetyltransferase activity; histone H2A acetyltransferase activity; histone H4 acetyltransferase activity. Lineage: Eukaryota; Metazoa; Chordata; Mammalia; Carnivora; Mustelidae. The transcript has 8 exons.